AUGCUGCUCCUCGCAUGUGUGGCACUUGUGCAAUUCAGCGCCAUCGCCCUUGCAGGCCACGAUGAGCUUUUCUUGCGCUUCAAUCCCGACAGCACACCACCCAAGGACACAAGCGUCUACGAGCACGUUCUCACUGAUUUGAGCCCAGACACUCAAGCGACCUUUGUUCCCGACCACGAAGUUUUUCAUCAAGCAUACCAUGCCGUCUUUGAGUUCAAGCGAUUAUCCUAUACAGACGGCUCCUUGAUCGUCAAGGCGCAGCGUGAUUAUGAUACGCAAAACAUCAACUUUAUUGAUGGCGGCGAUAUGGGCCUCUUCGUAUUUGAUGGAUAUUUGUGUGCGGCCUUUUCCGAGUUUCCAGAUGAAAACGUGCGCUUUGGCUGCUUGCCGGAUCAGGUGCCACUGGGCGUGCGCUAUCGAGGUUUCUUGGAUGUAGAUGACACCAGCUUAUGCUACGGAUACGGACCCCACUCAACUUGCAUGAGCAUCGUGGCUGCAGAAUUCUACACAAAUACUGGCCCUUGGAUGAUUGGUGGUCUCAUCGCCCAGUCGGCUGCUGGAGUCAGCGGCCAAUACUUGACUGGUGCCCUGAAGGAAUGGACUCCAAACUGGCUGACUUCCUCCAACACGCUGCGGCUUCAACGCACCGACACUAGGCGCUACUCCUCUUCUUGGACGCUGGCGGUUCUGGUUGACUUGUUUGACCAGGCGGAUCAGGUGUCGGUCGAGUCUGAGCAUGGCGUGACCCUUUCCAUCUACACCAACCAGCCUUGCUCACCUACCGGCCUGCCCACUCAGAUUGGUAUUCGCGACAAUCUACUCAAUUUCGAUCGCACUUUUGCCUUGUCCGCCUCUAUUUUGGGUCGUGUGCGCGUUGCGCUUGUUUGCGCCAACAACCGACUCUGUCUCAUUGUGCAGGGCAAAGUAAUUGCCUGCAUCUCAUUCAGUGGCUACCUCUUCCGCGACACGACAACCUUCUUGAACGUGGCCCAGAUGAUGAGCAAGCCCAACCUGGUCCAGCUUCAUGCCUACCACGAGAGUAUGGGGACGGAACGAAGAAUCUGGGACGAUGUACCAGAUGCAAACUGGUGUACAACGACAAGUGAUUGCGAGGGCGACCAAGGAAGCAACUGCGAAGCGGACGUGAACGAGUGUGAUGGCGAGGCCAACCCAUGCCUCAACGGGGGCAGCUGCACCAACACGAUCGGCGGUUACACGUGCGACUGCCCCGCGACAUACACGGGAAGCAACUGCGAGACGGACGUGAACGAGUGUGAUGGCGAGGCCAACCCAUGCCUCAACGGAGGUAGCUGUACCAACACGAUCGGCGACUACACGUGCGACUGCCCCGCGACAUACACGGGAAGCAACUGCGAGACGGACGUGAACGAGUGUAAUGGCGAGGCCAACCCAUGCCUCAACGGAGGUAGCUGUACCAACACGAUCGGCGACUACACCUGUACCAACACGAUCGGCGGCUACACGUGCGACUGCCCCGCGACAUACACGGGAAGCAACUGCGAGACGGACGUGAACGAGUGUGAUGGCGAGGCCAACCCAUGCCUCAACGGGGGUAGCUGCACCAACACGAUCGGCGGCUACACGUGCGACUGUCCUCAACACCACAGCGGCCCCACAUGCGACACCUAUACCUCCCCCUGUCCAAACUGUUCGGCUCCAGGCCAGCACUGUGUCCAAACGUCGGAAUCCUACACCUGCAUCACCGAACCCUGCGCCCUCAUGACCUGCUACAAUGGUGGCACCUGCAUCGGCGACCUCUACCAGGGUCAGUGUCAUUGCAUGCCGGGCUGGGUCGGCUCCGACUGUCGCACUGACCAGGACGAAUGCGCUACCUUCAACCCCUGCGCCAACGGCGCCACUUGCCACAACGUGCCUGGCUCCUUCUCUUGCUCGUGCACUGCCCUACAAAGCGGGCCCUACUGCAACAUCUCCCUCGACCCCUGCGCCAGCGAACCCUGCCUCAACACGGGCUCCUGUACCUGGAAUCAAGAGCAGCCGACACCGAGCUAUACCUGUACCUGUCCCGGCUGGACCAGCGGGGCUCGCUGCGAGCGGAAGCUGGCUUGCAGUGCGCUGCCUCCCUCCCUCGAGGUCAUGGACGAUGCCGGCCUGGUUCAUAUCCUGGACCUGAAUUGUGUCGCCUUCCUGGGCAGUCUCACCCUCAACAAUGCCUCGGGCAGCCUCAGCCCUGGCCUGGUCCAGGAGCUCCUCCACACGUUGACCUCGGUGGGUGGCUACCUCGAGCUCAUCGCCAUUCAUGAUGUCGAGCUCGAGACUUUGGCCCAGUUGCUCAAGGGCUCGGACCAAGGCCUGGUUCAGCAGCGUCGGAACCAGGUGGCCGGUCGCGACCCCACCGUGGCCAAGCUGCAAGCCAAGCUCAAGAACUCGACCCUUCAGGGCGAGAGCCUGGCCCUCAUCAACUGCUCUCUGUCCACGCCCGAUACGGGGGCUGGCAGCAGCAACAGCUCCCUCCUUGAUGUCCUCGACUCCACUCUCAACGGCGGCGUCCUUCUCAGCAACACACCGCUUCGCGCCGCGCACGUUGUCACCCCGGAUCGCACCAAUGCCCUAUGGUGGGCCAGUGAUGAACGCCUGGCGACCAGCUUUUCCAUCCCAGCCGAACUGGCCAACACAUCCCUGGGCACCGACGGCGAUUUGGUCCUGGAUGCCACGGCCCUGACCGAGGGUCAGCUCUAUGCCCGGUUGCACGAGGUGGCUUUUAUUGCGGGUCGGCUGGUCGUGCGAAACAAUGUUGAUUUGACGCACUUGGGCUUUUUGGAUCGCGUGGCCGGUGCCAGCUCGAUCGAGCUCUCGGGCAAUCCUGAUCUGGUGGAUGCACGAUUGAAGUCACUGAAGCCUGGUGUUCCCAUGGUCAUCACCAACAACGCCGUCCUGUGCGAUGCGGGUGGGCCCUAUGGUGAUCGCGCGUGUGAUGCGGCGGCUGCCGCAGAGCAGAGCUUUGCGGUGCGGAUGACUGAUGUGGACGCCGAGCAUGCGGCGUCGCCAGAGGUUCUGGCCUUGCUCGGUAACCUGAUCUCGACUCGCCUUGGCCUUGCCAACAUCUCGGUGAGCUGGGCACCGCAAAGCCGUAGCAACAACAACAACAACAACAACAACGGCAACAACAACGGCAACGACAACGAGUUUGGCCGGCGCCGCCGUGCCAAUGAGGUGGACAUGACGCUGCAGCUCAACGUCAACGUGGCCAGCACCAUGUUGGAUCAGACGACGCGGGCCCUGGCCAAUGUGACGAUCGAGGACAUGGCCGCCAUGCUGGUCGAGUCGAGCAUCACGGCCGCCAGCCUGGUCGAGGUUGCACCCAUCAAUACCCUCGUCCUUCGUGAGCGCGAGGAUGAGCUCGAACAGCUCUACGCCGUCCAGAUCAAGCAGGCACUGGUCAACCCGCAGAAGUUUGUUGUCGUUGUCAAGCCACCCAAGGUGGCUGGCAAACGCAUCGACAUUCUCUACACACUCUUCUUCCGCAAAGCCACCCCGCAGCAACACGCCGAUGCUCUCACCGCCAUUCUGCGCCGUGGUGUGCAGGCUGCCCCGGGUCUCGAGGCCAUUGAACUGACCGCUGCCCGUGCCACCAGUGUGGUCAACCGCAUUCUGACGUCCAUCACUUCGUGGCGCCAGGUCCACACGGACACCAAAACCACCAUGAAGGUGGACCGCUGUCGCCGACCGGGCGACGUCAACUGCGUGGACGACUGGGAGAACGUGGAGCUCAUGGUUCAGGCGUCCUUUGUCAUUGCUGGCCGCCAGCACGUUGUUCGCAGCGACCCACAUCCAAUCAGUGCGCGCGGGAAGCCGACCAUGGGCGUUGUGGCCGAUCGCAUUGCUGCACAGGCACGCCGCAUCGGAUAUUCGCGCAGCACCGAUGCCUCUCUGGACGCCUAUGUCGAGCAUGUGGGCCUCGAGCAGCUGUCUGGUGUGGAGUGGGUAGACAAUGCGACGGCCCACCGCCCACAGCUGACGACUGCCUCGCCAACCCUGGUUCCAGAGACUUGUCAGCCGACCUCGACCGAGGAUGCAGCUCCCGCCUGCGUACAACCCUACACCGAAUACCGUCUGGUCUCAUACCUUUCGGAUGGCGACGGGUACUUUUCCGAUCCACUUCAGGCCGAGACUGUGUUUCGGACGGCCACGGCUCGGCCAGACUCGCCGCCCGUCGUGGCUAGGACCAUGGUUCAUGCCCGGGGCCUGACCCUGGAACUGGAUGACCCCGUCGUGGCCAAUGGCCCCAUUACUCGGUGGCCAUGGUCCCUAUCGUGUGCCGACCAUACCUGUCCCACGGUGACCGGAAGCACCGAGCGUAGCGGCAGCGUGCAGAACGGCACGGCGAACAGCACAGCGGAGCUCAGCGAGGGCGGGGCCUUGUUGGCUCGCGAGCUGGCCCUGGGCAACCUGCUUCCCUACACUCAGUACACCUUGGAGGUCUCGGCUGCCACUUCAGCGGGGGCCGGCCCAGUCAUGGCCAUGUCCUUCAUGACCCCAGAGGCCUCACCCUCAGCCCCACGCCACGUGCAGGUGCAGCGGAAGCUUGUGGCUGGCAAGAACCAAUACAAUGUGAGCCUGGUGUGGGACAUGCCUGCCGAGGUCAAUGGCAUCCUCGUGGGCUAUGAGGUCGGUAUCAACUUGAAUCAGAGCGGCAUGCGCACCAACACGAGCGGCAACGCAACGGAGCUUGGCCUUUGGACCACCAGCCCAGACGACGUGUAUCAGGUCCGAGCCCGUACCGCGGCUGGCUGGAGUGACUGGAGCCUGGUGGCGACGGAGAUUGAGGCAAGCCGUUCGGACGGGGAGGACCCGUGGUCGCUGACGGGGACCAGGUUGCUACCCGUGUUGGCGGUUGCGGUGCUGCUUUUGCUUGGCUUGGCGGUGGUGCGUCACCGCCGACGGGCUCAACGCCUGCUGCAAGACUUUAAGCCGCAGGCAGACGAGUAUGAGGUGGAUGUGGCAGACAUUGUCCUUGGCAAGGAGCUGGGCAAAGGCGCGUAUGGCCAAGUGGUGCAAGCGGUGCUUAAGAGCCACGGCAGUGAAGCGGGAGUGCCCGUGGCUGUCAAGAUGCUGACUCGGGGUCAUGGCUCACGUCAACAGCGACAGUUUGCAUUUGAGAUGCACAUUAUGAAGCUGCUUCACCGCGCUGGGCCGCAUCGCAAUGUCUUGACAAUUUGUGGCCAGGUGACUCAAGAAAGCCCGAUGAUGCUGGCCACUGAGCUGAUGCCUCUGGGCAACCUCCGCGACUACCUGCACGAGCACAAACCGAGCAGCAACAGCAACAUCGAGGAUGGGGGCUUGAGUCUGCCCAGGUUGUGCGACAUUGCGGAAGGCAUUGCCUCGGGCAUGGCCUUUGUGAGCGAGCUGCGCAUCGUCCAUCGUGAUCUGGCAGCUCGCAAUGUGUUUGUGAGCCGUCGUCUUGUGCCCAAGAUUGGUGACUUUGGCUUGGGCGUAUUGUUGGACAAGUCCCAGGAGACAUUUGUGGACUCGUGUCAGGAGGGGUUGCCCAUGCGAUGGCUGGCACCCGAGGUGAUUAGCAGCGGUGUCUUCUCGUAUGCGUCGGACGUGUGGAGCUUUGGGGUGCUGUUGUACGAGCUCUUUACCCACGGCGGCAUGCCCUAUCCGGGGCAGACGAACGAGCAGGUCGCGGCGUCGGUGGUUGGGGGGCUUCGUUUGUCCCAGCCCGAGGACUGCCCUGACGCCGUUUAUGGCAUCAUGCUCCAGGCCUUUGCCCUCAAGGCGCGCCAUCGUCCUACCUUCUCUGCUAUUAUGCGCCUGCUUCAAGAAGUGUGCCAUCGCAUUAAGAGUGGCGCUGCAGAUAUGGACCUUUUGGGCCGAUCGAGCACCCGCCGCCGCAAAGGCGCUUUACACUCGACACAAAAAAAGGGUGUGCCUGUGGUGCACACUCUUCAGCCUACGGUGGAUUUGCCCGAUUAUGUGGUACCAAACCCGUAUCGUCUGUCACGCCCCGCCUCAGUGUAUUCUGGGCGUGGUUCCACUGCCAGCUCCAAUGCCUUUUUUACGCUCAUGCCGAGCGAUGACUUUGUUGUACUUGACCCCGAGGAUGGCGUUUAUCAUCAAUCUUACAGUGUUAUUUAG
This is a messenger RNA of Monosiga brevicollis MX1, 6120 nucleotides long. RefSeq lists its product as uncharacterized. The coding region runs from base 1 to 6120 and encodes 2039 amino acids. Gene Ontology annotation, cellular component: signaling receptor complex. NCBI's taxonomy places the organism in Eukaryota, Choanoflagellata, Craspedida, Salpingoecidae. The transcript is spliced from 20 exons. The record is from RefSeq and is a predicted model, not a curated record. Gene Ontology annotation, biological process: protein phosphorylation; cell surface receptor protein tyrosine kinase signaling pathway; multicellular organism development. Gene Ontology annotation, molecular function: ATP binding; transmembrane receptor protein tyrosine kinase activity; calcium ion binding.